AUGGGUAAUACAAUAAAUAGAACUAAACUUAAAUCAUUUGAACUUCCUGAACGAUUGACAGAUGAUCAAAUUCUGAAAAUUCAGUCUUUAACUGGUUGUUCAAAACGUAAAAUCGAACAUUAUUUUAAACUAUAUAAAUUAAAUCAUCCAUCGGGAAUAAUAACAAAAAAACAAUUUAUCCAAGCAUUUAAUCAAUUAUGUCCAUGUAUUUGUGAAGAUCCUAGAAAUAGUCGUGAUGCAUUCAAACGAAUUGAUUUCAAACAUAAUGGUAAAAUUGAUUUUGAAGAAUAUAUAAUUGGUAUGGAAUCAAAGUCAAAAACUUUACGAUCGAUGACCGUAAUUGAUUGUGGUGAAGACGACAAUUUUAAUGAAAUCAAGAAUGAACAUAAAAAUGAAUAA
Didymodactylos carnosus is the source of this 399-nucleotide messenger RNA. NCBI's taxonomy places the organism in Eukaryota, Metazoa, Rotifera, Eurotatoria, Philodinida, Philodinidae. The record is from the annotation of a GenBank genome assembly.